AUGUCAAUUGAAAAUCUCAAGACCUACGACCCCUUCGCCGAAGCCGACGAAGACACUGAUGAGACGAAGCAGACUCAAAAUUAUAUCCAUAUACGUAUCCAACAGCGUAAUGGACGUAAAACCUUGACGACCGUUCAGGGUCUUCCGAAGAAAUUCGACCGAAAGAAGAUCCUCAAGGUGAUCAAAAAGAAGUUCGCCUGCAAUGGCACCAUCGUCAAUGACACCGAGAUGGGAGAGGUGAUCCAGCUCCAAGGCGAUCAACGCAAGGAUGUGCAAGGAUUCCUCACAGACAAGAAGGAAGGCCUAGAGUUGGACCCUAAGUCUAUCAAGGUCCACGGCUUCUAG
Sodiomyces alkalinus F11 is the source of this 345-nucleotide messenger RNA. RefSeq names its product eukaryotic translation initiation factor SUI1. Gene Ontology annotation, biological process: translational initiation. The record is from RefSeq and is a predicted model, not a curated record. The transcript has 4 exons. The coding region runs from base 1 to 345 and encodes 114 amino acids. Gene Ontology annotation, molecular function: translation initiation factor activity; RNA binding; ribosomal small subunit binding. Lineage: Eukaryota; Fungi; Ascomycota; Sordariomycetes; Glomerellales; Plectosphaerellaceae. Gene Ontology annotation, cellular component: eukaryotic 43S preinitiation complex.